Cydia strobilella is the source of this 5424-nucleotide messenger RNA. RefSeq lists its product as uncharacterized. Lineage: Eukaryota; Metazoa; Arthropoda; Insecta; Lepidoptera; Tortricidae. The record is from RefSeq and is a predicted model, not a curated record. The transcript has 19 exons. Bases 546 to 2897 code for a protein of 783 amino acids.
CCCCGACCGUUAGUUUGCGCAGGUGGCGCUCUGAGACGCACGUAUGCGUUGCGCUGCGAGCCAAAACGUGCAUUGACAGUCAAAUUAACAUUUAUUUUACAAAUAUUAAUUAAAAACUAUAAAACAUACAUAAACAAAUACAGUGUGCCUGUGAAUUAACAAGGAGUAAAGUGUUCAAGUUCGAAAUUAAUAGAAAUAAAAUAGUUAUACAAAAAUCGAUUGUAAAAAGCGACUUUUCUUUAUUUUCUGGUCGGUUUUCUCGUUGUAAACCGUCUUGGAGGUAUCGUGGGUGUUGUAAGUUUUGCAACAAGUGCAGUUGGCUAGUGUCGUGAACAGGUUUUCGGGGACCGUUGGCUUUUUUGUUGUUUAUGUACAUUUAGCUGUGUUGUUUUGCGAGUUGCGAGUGUGUGCGGUGAGCGGGCGCCCGGCGAUGCUGCAAUCCCGUGCAAGAGGCUCAGGCUAACCUGUCAUCUUUGCAUGAUAUCAGACUCGGCGGUGGUGUUCGGGCUGGUUUGCCGAAUGAUGUGUGGAUCGAGGCACCCGACAUGGCUGCGCUCUCCUGCUACCAGCCGUGCCGGUCGCACCUCGCGCAGCCCGCUAGGUGCCUAGACGAAGAGGAGGAGCGGUUGGCGUCGGCAACCCUCUCCCUGCGGCGUCGGCAAUUCGUGGAGAGAUGCCACGAGCCGCGCCCGCGCCCCGCCAUACCUGAAGUCUCCGUCAAGCGGACGCGCGAAGAGCUAGCGAAGCAUGCGGCACAAAACCUUGUGAACCGCCGGCUCAAUGUGGAGUCGGGCUGGUCCAAGGUCGAGGAAGUGAGGAAGAAGUUCGAGAGGGCAGCGGCUGAACCCUCCUACUCCAGGUCCUUCGAGUCGCCGCCCAGACGGCGUCUAGCAGACUCGCUGUUCGCGAGCUUCAAGCUGCCCCGCAAGAAGGACGCCAUGCUGACGCCGCGCGCCCCCGCGCAGCAGAAGCGCAAGAGCGCCGUCGAAAUGUUGGCAGAAUCUAAGGCGUUCUACGUCAAGUCUGAGACUGUUCUAGAUCGAAAGCAGGAGCUGCCUCUUAGGGUAAGCAGCGGCUUGAGCCAAGCUAUCGCCGCCGGCGGCUGCCACCUGGUCAGCUCUAGUACGCUCAACAACGACUGCUGCAAUCCCUACGCCACGACUGGUCGCGCUACAAGUACGCGGAGAGCCGUCAGUGCGGGGGAAGGACUCCAGAGCACACUCAGAAGGCUGCUGGGACAUGCUGACAGUAGGGAGAAUAUGUAUCCUCCGCAUUAUACACCGCACAAAAUGUACGCAGAUCCCAGACGCCUGAAAGACUACCCCGUGGACAGGCCCCCCGGCACCCUGUCCGGCACCUCCUCGUCCGGCUCCGGGUCCAAACCCAACGACAAGAGACCCCUCAGCUUCGACGCUCGGGUGUUUUUCCCCGAAUCGUUUGUCAUACCGCGACAGCAGGUGCGAGUUAAGAGCACCUACUCUAUACCAAGCUCCGCAUCCAGCCCUGAGAACAUCGAGUUACCUGAGCCGGUGUUAAGCGCCGAAGGUUCACCUGCAGCCGAACCCAUUGACGCCAUAAGUCCCCCGGCGCAGUACGCUCAUUCUGCUCCUAGAUACAUCAGAUCGAAUUCGCACUCGCAACCGAGCAUGCGCGAAGAAGAUGGAUGCACGAACAUCAACAGUCACAAGUCAUUGCCGGACCUCCAUACACAGGCGAGGGGAUACCAUGAACAUGCGGUAAGCGGCACGGACACCACCGGCCGCUCGCCGCGCCGGCGCCGCCACUCCACGCACCAGAGGACUGCGUCCUGCUCUUCCAAAGGCACGAGGUCUAACCAUUCUUCGCUAAUGUCGAGCGAAGCAUUUUCGGAGCACCCCUCGCCCGGUGAAGAAAACUAUCAGUCUUACAAUAGCCGCUGCGGCUCCUCGUUCGCGCGCGACUCGGGCGGCUCGUCGGGGCACUACACGCAGCACAGCGCGCCCCCCGCGCCGCGCCCCGCCCCGCGCGACCCGCGCGACUCCGGCUGCUCCACCACCGAUCGCUACGGCGGUUACUACGGCUCCUGGGCGGGACUGGAAGAGUGCUACGUGUCCGCGCCGCCUCAGUUCCAAGACGGCGCGCCGUCGCCGCCGCACGCGCCGCCGCCGCCGCUAUAUCCUCCACGGGUGGGCAUACACUUCCAGGCAAGCGCGCCACCCCCUCAGUUCCAAGACGAACCUCCUCUGUACGACUAUAAUGAUUACGACUGCGCCACUUACAAACCACCUGCCAAGUGCCACGGGCGUAAGGAAUAUUCUUCAAGAGAGCCUCGAGAUUACAACAGGUAUCAUGAGAGUGGCGCUGAGCCCAUCAACAAACAACCGCAGUACGCGGAACGGCGCGCGCGCAUCGACGAUUCACAGGAAUAUGUUCAUACUAGCCAGAUGUGUCCGCCUGAGGAGGUAACGUCCCCGCUGGGAACAUUCAAGCGGCAGCGCUGCCUGCGGUACAAGCAGAGGCGUCCAAGACCUAUAUUACGCUCAAAAUCAGAUAUCUCCGAGAGGUACCGGCGCAGCGACGGGCGCAGCCCCGCGUCGGCGCCGUGCGAGGACGACUCCCCCGACAGCCCCUCCGAGGGCUCCGCGCUGCAGCAGUUCUUCGAGAGGCUUGGCUUAGAACCCCGACAAUAUGACGCGCUGCUGAGAGACGCUCUGCUUGAUAGUCCCGUGUUCUUUUCCUCCGCGUCUACUGUUGAUUCUAAUCAACUAGCGAAUGCUGCGGAUUAUACUGUCCAAGGCCCCGCAGUCCAAAAGCCGAUCUACCGCAACACCGAACCGCCAAGUGUGGUGGAAAGGAACGCGCGCAUCAUCAAAUGGUUGUGUCAGUGCCGCAAAACACAGAUGCAAACGCCGCAGUGAAGACGCGGCUUUAUCGCAGUGAGGACACAGCUUAACAAAUAUAGUUUGGUAAAACAAUUCGUCAGUAGAAAAAACGCGAAAUAAAUUGUAUGAGACGUCUACCCUUGACGCCUAUAUUUUUCAAAUUUACCUCCUUUGACCAAAUUGGUUUGCCAUACUAGAACACAGAUGCAGUCGCAGUGUAGACAUGGCAUAAUGGCAGUUAGCACGGCAGUGGCGACAUAGCUUAUCAGAUAAAACACAGACGUCGCAGUGGAGAUGGAGACACAGCUUAACAAUAUUUAAAUGCAGUCACAAUGAGGACCUAGUUUAAUGUAUUAACAGUGGCAGUGAUAGCAUAAAGCUUAAUAAUAAUAUUAAGUCAGUGGUGUAUUACUCAAAAGUUCGGGCGUGCUCAACAUUAGCCUUAUGGCCCGUUGGCUGUUAAAGCUGUUACGGACGGGCGUGCCCGUGACCUUGGUCCGGUCAGCCAGUUGCACCAACCACAGUUAACAGACUGAUCAACGUCACGCAACAGAGUUCUAUGAUGAAACUUCCCAUACAAUAAAAUUUUGUGAACGCUUUUACGGUGACAGACUGUUUGGUACAAUUGGUACAACCGACCCUUAUAGUUGUGUCUUUAACGGACGUACGGCGGACGUUCCACACGACCGAACAUGCCUCGGACCAAAGUCGCAGUUCGGUACGCCCGUCUGUUACAUGUUUUAAACUCAGCAUGUAGCGAUAAUUGGCCGUAGAGGCUUGAUCAAUAUGUGAAUCUAAAUGAAAUUACAUAUAUAUAAGCACAGUGUGCAGAGUGAUAUAUUAAAAUAUGCAGAGAGAAGUAGUCAGUAAUAAGAACGACUGAUUCUCAUUUAAAUUAAACAACUGUAUUCAUUAUUGAGACGAUAAAAAUAACGUUUGAAUAGCGUCAAUAGCGUAAGAGUCAUUUGUAAAUGAAAUAGUUAAUUUACUAAAUUAUCUCAAAAUUUUGAAUUUUAGUAAGUUAAUGUAAGAAGUCUAGCCUAAGAUAGAUAGAUCAUAAUAAAUGUGCCAUUUUCAACCAAAAGGGUACUUAUUGUCGCUUGUCAGUAAGGCGCUAUUUCCAUAUAUGUAGCUUCAAUUAGAAAUCAACCUUAUCGACAAGCGACAAUGUGGUACCUUUUGGUUGAAAACGACACAAAUGUCGGUAUAAUGGUGUGAUUCAGUUUUAAUGUGGUUUACUACCGAAGUGACAACAUCAUCAUCUUCCUUGCGUUAUUCCAUCUUUUUGCCACGGCUCAUGAGAGCCUGGGGUCCGCUUGGCAACUAAGCCCAAGAAUUGGCGUAUGCACUAGUUUUUACGAAGGCGACUGCCAUCUCACCUUCCAACUGAGAGAGUAAACUAGGCCUUAUUCGGAUUAGUCCGGUUUCCUCACGAUGUUUGAAUGCUGUUGGAAUGGUCGGAGCACCACAACGGUAAUCAUUCCCUGUAGUUUUAAUACUCAUUAGGCGCAUUGCCUCGGCCGAGGCACCUCUCCACCGGCCGAGUCGCUUCGCGCGGCAAUUUCCUCGCAAGGCGGCUCGUCCAGUGUGGACCCGCCUAUUAAUAUGGCGCGCGCUGAGUUUCAUCCACCCUAUUUUCAAGCGGCAACGUGGUAGGUUUAUAAUAUCAUGGAACAUAAGAAAAUUUAGGUGGUUCGAUCAUCUGAUUUUUUACGUUACGUGGUAUGAUACUGUUGAAAUGUAUCUAUCAUGCUGUCACCUCGGAAGUAACUGGACUUUCUUAAUAAUACCUGAAGUCUUCACUAAUAUUACAAAUAUAUUCUUUGUUCGUUUUUAAUGCCGAAAUUACUAAUUAUCAAAGUGUAUAAAAACUACAAUUUGAAUAAAUAAUCAUACAGAACAUCAUCCAUACAAAUAUGAGUAAAAAAAAGUUAUCGCGGAACAGAUUAUCAAAAACUACAAAACUGAAAUGCAUGGACGUGCCUCUUGCGAGUUGAAUGAAUGAACUUCGCUUUGUUUCGCUAGUUUGUUUGAUAAAACGUUUAUUUCCAAGCUAAGGAUAACAUUAAAUCAGUCCUGUAAUUAAUUGCUAACCGUAAUGUCCGCAAUGUAUAGAACGGUAACAGUGUAAAAAAAAACUUAGGCCUUGGAGGUAAAGUGCCUUAAAACCUUAAGUUAGCUCAUUCUACUUAAAGGAAACAUUCUUUUAUUUUUCCUUUAAGUAAAAUAAGCAAACAUAAGGUUUUAAGGCACUUUCCCUCCAGGGCCCAUCAAUUUUUCCACACUGUAUGUAAUUAUGUAUUUUAAUAUUUAUUUGAAAUCAAUUGAAAAUAGUUGGUACUUAGCAAAAAUUUCGGCGUUUAAAAUGAAUAAUUGUAAAUAAAAACGUAAUAUCGGAUAGUGUUUUUAAUCGCAUUAACUCAAGUUUGGAAAAAAGAUCAAAAAGUAUUUUUGUCUUUAACAACGUACAAGUCGCGAGCUUAGUGAAUGUGGUGUACAAUCUAAAUUGAGAUAGUGUGACUAUCUUACUUUAUUUAACUAUUUGGUCGAACCCAUUGAAAGC